This is a messenger RNA of Priapulus caudatus, 1599 nucleotides long. RefSeq names its product fukutin-related protein-like. Gene Ontology annotation, cellular component: Golgi apparatus. Bases 60 to 1541 code for a protein of 493 amino acids. The record is from RefSeq and is a predicted model, not a curated record. The transcript has a single exon. Lineage: Eukaryota; Metazoa; Priapulida; Priapulimorpha; Priapulimorphida; Priapulidae. Gene Ontology annotation, biological process: protein O-linked glycosylation via mannose.
GUUAUGCACUGGACAGAAAAUUGAGAAGCACUGGAAAGCUGCAGUGAGGAGCUGUAGUAAUGACAAAGUUCAGACGCGUCUUACUUCUCGUUGGCGUGGCCCUGCUAGUUUACAUCUUAGUUCUGCUCUACAUUAUUCGUCUGCGUCCAGACGCAUUUAACAACAUGGAUGCCACUAAGCUUGGAGCAAGGGUACAUGCAGAGCGAGGCAAGGUGACGAUCGUCAUGCGAAACUUUGAUCCGCACGAGAACAGCAUAGUCAAAACGUUCCAGAAAAUUCUCGGGAGCAUUUUGGACGCGAGAGGGCUCAUCCUCUCCGACCAUGGCACACAUCCUCCCAUCACCCUCCCGAAAAGUCUGCAGCAUCUUGUCACCAUCGCUGUGCUGGAUGCCGGGCAACCGCAUCACGAGAGUGAUGCGGCACGGUUCAUCGAGACGGAGUAUGUCGUCGUCGUUGGCGACGGGACGAGGCUGGUGUCGCCCGACAUGGUCGAGAAGUCGAUAAGACAUCUCGUCGCUGGACCUCACGACAUCGUCGUCGUGCCAACAGAAGAAGGAACCGACGAGGACGAGGAGUCAUGUGAAGUGUUGCGGCUAUCCCCGCGUGAAUGGAGCAUGACCCUCUCCCUACCGCGCCUCAGCGCAGCCGAGUGCAAUUACUUCCUGGGAGUGCCCGUCGUCGUGACAACCAAGGCGGCCAUCUUGAGGCUGACGUGGCCGUUUGCGCGGCCGUUUCCGCAUAGCUUGUUCGUGGAAGCGGCGAUGCUCAACAUGAGCAUUCACCUCUGCGACGAUGUCCUACUAUUAAGGAAGAACCCGCUCGUCUCUGGGACGCAGCAGCAGAGGAAAGAGUUGGCAGCGUUUCACCGACUCGCCGGCAUUAAGAAGGUGACACACGCCAACCACUCGGUGGAUUGGUAUGGCUGCGACAGGAAUACCGCGAGCUGUUUCGCCGCGACGGUAGGCGACGCGGCACCCGGGUUUCUGCAGCAGGGACGCUGGGCGCCGCCCUGCUGUCUGCGCGCCAUCACCAUCACCGCGAAGCACGUUCUCGCGAUGCUCGCCCAGCAUAGAGUGCGCCACUGGCUUGACAAUGGCGCGCUGCUCGGCGCGGCUCGCGCCGGCACGCUCAUCCCGUGGGAUUACGACGCGGACUUGGGAAUAAAUGCCGACGAUGUCGCCAAGCUACCCCUGCUGGUGUCGUGCAGGGAGGGAGCGGUGGUGGACGCAGACGGUUACGUGUGGGAGAGCGGGGACACGGCGGGCAACACGAUCCGCGUGCGCUACAGCGAGACGAAUCGGCUCCACGUCGAGAUCUAUCUGUACGACGUCGUCGAGGGCGGCAUGGCGCGGAGGCGGGCAGCGGCGGUGCGCGCGGCCGAUCGUGAGUUUCCCGCGCGAUUCCUCGAGCCGAUCGGUCAGGUAGUGUUCGGCGGUGUGGACGUGUGCGCGCCCAAUCGCGUGCGCGAGUUUCUCGAACGGAAGUACGGUGCCGGGGUGAUCGAGCGUCCGGUCUACCCUAACGCGAGCAUGGUGAAGUGAUGUAUACACGAGAGAGGAAUGCGAAGUCACGCGAAAUAAAUUAUUACUCGUGAAAGCA